Messenger RNA from Apaloderma vittatum (bar-tailed trogon), 1579 nucleotides. It is a transcript of the gene GDPD5, whose product is annotated as glycerophosphodiester phosphodiesterase domain containing 5. The record is from RefSeq and is a predicted model, not a curated record. Gene Ontology annotation, molecular function: glycerophosphodiester phosphodiesterase activity. Gene Ontology annotation, cellular component: plasma membrane. Gene Ontology annotation, biological process: positive regulation of neuron differentiation; lipid metabolic process. NCBI's taxonomy places the organism in Eukaryota, Metazoa, Chordata, Aves, Trogoniformes, Trogonidae. The transcript is spliced from 14 exons. The annotation marks the transcript as partial.
GUUUUUAUAUAACCGAAUGGGAUAUUGGAGUGACUGGUCCAUUCCAAUACUUGUGACAACUGCUGCUGGCUUUACAUACAUUACAGUGUUACUGAUACUGGCAUUAUGUCACAUAGCUGUGGGACAGCAAAUGAACCUGCACUGGCUUCACAAGAUUGGCCUGAUGACAACCUUGAUAACUACUGUGGUGACCAUGUCAUCCAUAGCUCAGCUUUGGGACGACGAAUGGGAGAUGGUAUUUAUUUCACUGCAAGCCACAGCCCCUUUCUUGCACAUAGGAGCACUUGCGGCAGUCACAGCCCUGUCGUGGUUGAUCGCCGGGCAGUUUGCACGAAUGGAGAAAGCCACUUCUCAGAUGCUGAUGUUCUCUGCGUACCUCGCAGUUGUAGUUGCACUUUACCUCGUCCCCCUCACCAUCUCGUCCCCUUGCAUAAUGGAGAAGAAGGCUCUGGGACCAAAGCCAGCCCUUAUAGGUCACCGUGGAGCACCGAUGCUGGCACCAGAAAACACUCUGAUGUCCUUCCAGAAGGCGGUGGAGCAGAAGAUGUACGGAGUCCAAGCUGAUGUUGUACUGAGCUAUGAUGGAGUGCCAUUUCUGAUGCACGACAAGACACUCAGGAGAACGACAAAUGUGGAUGAAGUGUUUCCAGAACGGGCUUAUGAGCACUCCUCCAUGUUCAACUGGACCGACCUGGAAAAGCUCAAUGCUGGAGAGUGGUUCUUAAAAAACGACCCUUUCUGGACGGCUGGGUCUCUCUCAAGGUCUGACUACUUGGAAGCUGCCAAUCAGUCAGUCUGCAAGCUGGCAGAUAUGCUGGAGGUGAUCAAGGACAACACAUCGCUCAUCCUGAACUUCCAGGACCUGCCGCCAGCUCAUCCCUACUACAGCACUUACAUCAAUAUCACCCUGGAAACCAUCCUGGCGUCGGGAAUUCGGCAACAGGCUGUGAUGUGGCUGCCGGACGCAGAGAGGCAGCUGGUCAGACAGAUCGCGCCGGGUUUCCAGCAGACUUCUGGCCUCAAGCUGGACGCGGAGCGCAUGAGGGAGAAGGGCAUCGUGAAGCUCAACCUGCGUUACACCAAGGUCACGAAUGAGGAUGUCAGGGACUACGCCAUGGUGAACCUAAGUGUGAAUCUCUACACUGUGAACGAGCCCUGGCUAUACUCCAUCCUGUGGUGUGCCGGUGUCCAGUCGGUCACCUCCGACAGCUCCCACAUCCUUCGCAAGGUGCCUUUUCCCAUCUGGCUAAUGCCUCCAGACGAGUACCACCUAAUCUGGAUCACGUCUGAUCUCAUUUCAUUUAUCGUAAUUGUAGGAGUUUUUAUAUUCCAGAACUAUCACAUGAUCAGGUGGCGCUUAGGAAGCAUCAGGACCUACAACCCGGAGCAGAUCAUGCUCAGCGCUGCUGUCCGCCGGUCCAGCCGGGACGUCAAGAUCAUGAAGGAGAAGCUGAUCUUCUCAGAGAUCAACAACGGCGUGGAGACCACGGACGAGCUGUCUCUCUGCUCCGAGAAUGGUUUUGCCAACGAGAUGGUCACCCCCACGGAUCAUCGGGACACCAAGCUGCGGAUGAACUGA